AUGGCGAGUGCGCAAAAGGGUGCGGACCAGCCCGCUCAACUCACCACCACGGAUAUCCAGAGCGCGAUAGCUCAUCCGGGAACUAUUCAGAUCAAUGUUCAGGGCGCAUUCAUUGUUGAUGACGAGUCGAAGACUCCCAAUGGCUUCUUGCACGAUUGCGAGGAUUACAAGCAUGACCACAAUGACAUUCGGCUGCCCAACCACACGGCGGUUGUGAGCCACGUUGCUGUUGAUAUUGGCGGCUCCCUCGCAAAACUCGUCUACUUCUCACGCGAGCCCGGCGAAUCCCCAGAUCUCGGCGGCCGCCUCAACUUCCUCAAGUUCGAGACCGACAAGAUCGAAGCAUGCAUCGAGUUCCUACGACAGCUUAAGCUCGAGCACCAAGCUCAGAAUGGCUCGAAGCCGACGUCACGCGACCUGUGCGUCAUGGCAACUGGGGGCGGCGCAUUCAAGUACUACGACAAGAUCAAGGAAGCGCUAGGCGUCAAGGUGCAGGCGGAGGAUGAGAUGGAGUGCUUGAUUAUCGGUCUCGAUUUUUUCAUAACAGAAAUCCCCUCUGAGGUCUUUACCUACAGCGAAACAGACCCGAUGCACUUCGUCGAAGCUCGCGCAGACAUCUAUCCCUACCUCCUCGUGAACAUCGGCUCCGGCGUGUCCAUGAUCAAGGUCUCCGGCCCGCGCGAGUACCAGCGUGUUGGCGGAACCUCUCUCGGCGGCGGCACGCUCUGGGGCCUGCUAUCCCUCCUCACCGGGGCGCGGAACUUCGACGAGAUGCUCAAAAUGGCCGACCAGGGCGACAAUACUGCUGUCGACAUGCUGGUUGGUGACAUCUACGGGACGGGACGCGAUUACGAUAAGAUUGGGCUCAAGAGCACAACCAUCGCGAGCAGUUUCGGGAAGGUAUACAAGAUGAAGCGGCAGGCUGAGCGGGAGGCCGAGGACCACGGGGGACUGGCCAACGGGGAUGAUGGAUUUAGUCGUAGUGCUUCGCCGGAGUUGGAUGGCGUCGAUGGCCCACACGAAGUGGCUGUAGAUGGGAUAUCGUUCAAGCCGGAGGAUGUUAGCCGGAGUUUGCUUUACGCCGUGAGCAACAACAUCGGUCAAAUCGCCUACUUGCAUGCAGAAAAGCACAAUCUGGAGCACAUUUACUUCGGCGGCUCUUUCAUUGGCGGUCACCGGCAGACCAUGAACACUCUCUCCUAUGCCAUCCGCUUUUGGUCCAAGGGCCAGAAGAAAGCUUACUUCCUAAGACACGAAGGUUAUUUGGGGGCGGUGGGUGCUUUUCUGAAACGACAGCCGCCGAACUGGGGACGGAGAAACAGCUUGGAUGGGCUGUAUACGCUUAACAGGGCAAGCUCGAGGGGACAAUAA
This is a messenger RNA of Coniosporium apollinis CBS 100218, 1371 nucleotides long. Its product is annotated as pantothenate kinase. NCBI's taxonomy places the organism in Eukaryota, Fungi, Ascomycota, Dothideomycetes. Gene Ontology annotation, molecular function: ATP binding; pantothenate kinase activity. Gene Ontology annotation, cellular component: nucleus; cytosol. Bases 1 to 1371 code for a protein of 456 amino acids. The transcript is spliced from 4 exons. Gene Ontology annotation, biological process: coenzyme A biosynthetic process. The record is from RefSeq and is a predicted model, not a curated record.